UAGAUGGUACUCUUAUGUGUAUUUGAUUUUAAAAAUAUAAUUGUUUUGACUUACAGCAAGUAGGAUAAUAAACAAAACAUAUUUACGAUGACAAUCUUCAACCAUUACUUUAUUGCAGUGCUGGUGCUCUGCGCAUGUGUUUGUGAAUCUGAUUCUUCUCUGGACAAAAGAAAUGUGUAUCAGUUACAACAGAUUCUCUCCAAAGUCACCGGCAGAGGCGCUUAUUUUGACUACGAUGGUUAUGGGUGCUGGUGUGGUCGAGGGGGCUCUGGAACUCCUGUUGACGCAACAGACAGGUGUUGUCAGGCACACGACCAGUGCUACGACCGAAUGAUAGCGGCUGGCUGCGACCCGUAUCUGGAUAUCUACGAUUACUCACCCAAUGGGAGCAGCUUUACAUGUGACUCGUCAAACGACGCGUGCGAACUUGGAAUUUGCCAGUGUGACGUGGACCUGGCCAACUGCGCUGCGGCUAGUGCGUUUGACUACUCCAAGAAAAACUACGACAGAUCCAAGUGUUAA
Messenger RNA from Physella acuta, 522 nucleotides. RefSeq names its product basic phospholipase A2 nigexine-like. The record is from RefSeq and is a predicted model, not a curated record. NCBI's taxonomy places the organism in Eukaryota, Metazoa, Mollusca, Gastropoda, Physidae. Gene Ontology annotation, biological process: phospholipid metabolic process; lipid catabolic process; arachidonate secretion. Gene Ontology annotation, molecular function: calcium ion binding; phospholipid binding.